Symbiodinium necroappetens is the source of this 1128-nucleotide messenger RNA. The record is from the annotation of a GenBank genome assembly. NCBI's taxonomy places the organism in Eukaryota, Dinophyceae, Suessiales, Symbiodiniaceae.
AUGGGUCGCAUGUAUGGCAAGGGCAAGGGCAUCGCCAGCUCGGCGAUCCCUUACAAGAGGACGCCCCCCACGUGGCUGAAGAUGAAGCCGGAGGACGUGUGCGAUCACAUUUGCAAGCUUGCCAAGAAGGGCCUCACACCAUCUCAGAUUGGUGUGACUCUUCGAGAUAGCUUCGGAGUGCCUCAGGUGAAGAACGUGACCGGAAACCAUAUCCUCCGAAUCCUGAAGACCAACGGCCUGGCUCCCACCCUGCCGGAGGAUCUCUACUACCUCAUCAAGAAGGCCGUGUCCAUCCGAAAGCACCUUGACAAGAACCGCAAGGACAAGGACGCCAAGUUCCGCCUCAUCUUGGUCGAGAGCAGAAUCCACCGACUUGCAAGGUACUACAAGCGUCCGCACCUGAGUCACGUAUCACAAGAUACGUCUCCGCGACGGCCUCGGCGCUGGUGGCGUGAGGAAGCCCUGGAGAGCGGUGCCGUCUGCACUAAGCUGUCCCUUCUUCCCGGGAACAAGCCCCACGGACCUUGCUGUGACUUCACCAUGCAGGUGUUGUACAGCAAGUUCCGGGCAGCAGCCCCCAACUACAGGCCCUUGCUCUCUUUGCUGAACAAGCGCGUGGAGGUGAAUGAAACCUACGCCGCGACGCUGGAGGAGAUCGAGGGCUUCUUCGUCCAUCUCCGGCUCCGGCUCUUGACGCCCGUUUCCAGCCAGCUGCAGUCCAUCGUGCAUGGCGAAUUGGAGCUGAGCCAGCUCGCUCCCGCCACGCGGCAGGCCAGCACUUACAUCCUCGAGAUCGCACAGCUCGAAAAGCAGUGCUUUGAGGCGUAUUUCGAGCUGAGACAUCAGCAGGAGGCCUUGAGGACGCUGCUCAGCAAGCUGGCGGAUGCCUUCUACCAGCAGAUGGAUGUCUUGGAGCCACAUCGUCUGCAAUCGGACGUCUGUGUGCUCGGGGCUGUGUACCGGCUGCACAAGGAUGUGCAGGAGAAGCUCAUUUAUCGGGUGGAGAUGUACAUCCGUGAAGAGAUCAAGGGGUACGUGCUUGGCAGCUCAGACCUGGACUAUCCGCCCCGACCCCGUCUGGAUGGGACGUGUCGCUUCUGGGGCUCUGCUGAGGCUACUAAACCCUAA